This is a messenger RNA of Volvox carteri f. nagariensis, 714 nucleotides long. RefSeq lists its product as uncharacterized. The annotation marks the transcript as partial. NCBI's taxonomy places the organism in Eukaryota, Viridiplantae, Chlorophyta, Chlorophyceae, Chlamydomonadales, Volvocaceae. The record is from RefSeq and is a predicted model, not a curated record. The transcript is spliced from 3 exons.
AUAUAGGCAAUAUUGCGAAAUCAUUACGAUCUUUGAUGGACCUUGAGGAAGAGCGUGCUGCAUGCAUAGCCAGAAACGAAGCUAAGUUAGCAGAGCUUGGUCUUUUGCAUUCACCUCCCAAGUCCAACAAAAUUACAAGCACUGGAUUGAAAUCCCGCCGACUUCGUAGAAGGAUCGACCAAGCAGUGCAGCCGGCGGUCGACCUUGUCCGCCCUACAUCACGGCACAGUAGGAGAGAGGUCACAGCCAUUACAGGAACUGUUACCACUGAAGAGUCCGAGGAAGACUGUGAAUUGAAAUCAGCACAUGAGCGCAUGGAGGCUAUUCAGAACGUUCCUGAACCUAGUCAAGGUGACCUUCCUGGCCUUCAAGGCAUUCCAGUGGAGGUUCGGGAAAUGGCAUCAAAAAUAGGCUUCGAAAUCGGCAGUAGGCCGUUCCAGCUGUUCUACACAGCAUAUGAAAAAUGGAAGUCGGAUUUCAAGCCUGCUUUUAACAGUCCAGGAUCAGCCAAGGCUACCAUGGACAUGUUCAGCACCCUCUACGAAAUGGGCUUCAGGGAGAGAGACCUUCUUGACCAGCAGCAGGUCAACAGGGUGAGCCUCAAAACGUUCAAGGAGAGUGUCAAGCCCAAGAUGGUACACAUGGUGCCACCAAACUUCAUCAAUGGGCUUGAGGCAGCCUUUGAGGCGGUUGCCAACCCAAACCCCCGGAAGA